AUGAAUGUGCGGCCGCCUAUCGAGGCGUCGAACCCGACGGCCGUUUUAUCUGUCGCAUUUAAUAAUGAUAGCAGCUGCUUUGCUGUUGGUCUUGAAUCUGGCAUUUGUAAUUUUAACGCCGGAAUUGGCCUUGUUCAAAUGAUGGGCAUGACCAACUAUUUGGCUCUCGUCGGUGGUGGAAGGUCUCCUAAAUUUGCAAUGAACAAGACUAUUAUAUGGGAUGACAUGAAGGGAAGAGUAGCGCUCGAAAUCUCAGCCCUCAGCUCCGUUCGUGGAGUCCAGCUAGGCCGUGAGCGCAUUGUGGUCGUUUUACAAAACAGCAUUCGCAUCUACUCGUUUGCCAAACCUCCGAACCUACUGCAUGUCUAUGAAACAGCAGACAACAUGCUCGGCCUCUGUUCCUUAUCCAGCAAGACACUCGCUUUCCCAGGACGAACUCCCGGCCAGAUUCAACUUAUCGAGCUCGCUACAGGCAACGUUAGCAUCAUUCCGGCUCACUCAUCAGCUCUCAAGGCCAUCCAAUUAAGUCCCAACGGAGAGCUACUGGCUACUGCAAGUGAGACCGGAACUCUUAUCCGUGUCUACUCUACAGCAAAUUGCGCCAAGGUCGCAGAGCUUCGGAGGGGGAUUGACCCCGCAACCAUUUUCUCUUUGGCUUUCUCGCCAUCCGGAGCCAUGCUUGCCUGCACAUCAGACAAAUCAACUCUGCACAUAUUCGAUAUACCCAAUACAAGGAGACAAUCAAUACAGAGAAGCCAACAGCUCGGUACAUCAGACGCCGAGCCUGGCAAAUGGGGCAUUUUGGGCAAGUUGCCGCUCAUGCCCCGCGUAUUUUCAGACGUGUACUCAUUCGCUUCUGCGCCGUUUGAAGCUGGUGACGAAACUAUGAUUGGGGGCAUCCCCUUCUCCGAAGGAACGGUGCUGGGAACGAUGCGCCCCGCGAAGGGCAUUAUUGGCUGGAUUAGCGAGGAUAGUCUUGCGGUUGUGGGUGCCGGCAAGGAUGCUCGAUGGGAGAAGUUCGUCUUGGUAGAUGGCGAGAAUGGGAAACGAUUGUGCAUGAGAGAGGGUUGGAAACGAUAUUUGGGGAAUACGUGA
Messenger RNA from Metarhizium brunneum ARSEF 3297, 1095 nucleotides. Lineage: Eukaryota; Fungi; Ascomycota; Sordariomycetes; Hypocreales; Clavicipitaceae. The record is from RefSeq and is a predicted model, not a curated record.